GCAAACAUUCCUGGUGUGCGCGAGUGUAUUGUGUGUCGCCGGCUGGCGGUUGUAUCCUCGCACGCUGCAGCAGGGGGAUCAGAAGGUUUGUCUCCACGAGUGUGUUGCGCGGGUGGCCAGCGGGGGUAUCAGGCAAGCGAGCUCGGCGUUGCGUCGAAGGUGGUCAGGAGCAGGUGUGCGGGGGGGCAUGCGCUCUGUGUGGAGUUUUUGGAAAUCCCGUUCCUGGCGCGCCACAGUCGCUCGAGACGCUGACGCUGUUUGUUGCGGAGGGGAAGUAGCAAGAGAAGAGGGGAUCAGCGCGGGGCGGGUUGUGGCUGAUCCGCCGUUGCUGUGGGUGACAAGUUUCCUGGUAUUGUUGCUGGUGGGAAAUGGGAUGUCGUUUUUGUGCUUGGUGACUGACUGACUGACUGACAGCUGCCGGCGCCUUCGAGGUGUCUGUCUACAUAGUCUGCGCGCUCAUUUUUCGCGAGCGACUCUUUUGCUGAAAAUGACAAGGAACAUCCCAACUGCCAUCGCCGCAGCUCUGCGUCCCAGUGUUUGCGCGCAUGCUCUGUCUCAUCAUUGCUGCCUGUCGCCAACUCUUCGAUCGUUGAGGGAUCGUCGAGGUGCUAUUGUAGUGCCGCCUGCUUCCUUGUCGGGCUCUGUACGAGCGCACCAGGGCGGCCAAUAACUCUUAUUGGGCCCAUUCUGUCCUUUUUCUUCUUGUCCGCCGCAUCUCAUCGCUUCAUUUCCUCCACUCCAUUCCUUCUCUCGCCAUCCACUUUCUCUCCUCGAUUCUCCGCUUUCGCUUUCCCUUUCUCCCCUUUUCGAUAAUCCGGAGCGGGACCGGAUUCCCGCGCAAGAAGGCGAUUCGGCGGAGUGGCGGCGGCGAUGGCGGAGUCUGCUGCGGAGAGCGCUGCAGCUCCCGAGCUGGCCGCCAACGGCGUCGCGGCGAAGGUUGCGGCGGACGGCGGCGGGAAACCUGCGGCUACUGCGUCCGCGGCAGCAGCAGCAGCAGCAGCAGAGGAUCCGACCUCAGGUGCUGUUCAUGGUGAUGUGAAGACGAUUGGGAAGCCUGGGGAUAGUGCCGUGGAGGUGGCAGCGGCGGGAAGCGGAGGAGAAGGUGAAGGGAAAUCAGCGGCAGUAACAGAAUCUGUGGCGGCGGCGAUGGACAUGGAUGUGGAGGGUGCGCCAGCGGAAGCCGCGGCGGCGGCGACGGCGGCGGCGGAGAGCAAAGAAACCAAGGACCAGAGAAUGGGCCAGGAAGCGAUGGUAGUUGACACACCCGCGAAGAAGGCGAGGGCAGAGUCGUCUCCGGAGGGCAAGGAAAGCCCCGCCUCCGACGUCGCAGCGGGGGAUCCGCAGAAGCCGGAGGAAGAAGACAAAGAUGUUGAAAAGAUGAAGGACGAAGCGAAGGUGGAGGAAAAUGGGGGCGAUGGCGAGGAAGACAGUCGGAAGGGGAACGCGGAAGAAGCAAAACCAGCCAGCGCGGGGAAAAGAGGCCGGAAGCGCAAGAGCCCUUUGGGCUCUUCGUCGCCUAUAGCGCCUCCGUCUCCGUUAUCCCCAGAGAGGACCAGGCCGACAAGGGAGCGGAAACGAGCGGAAAGAUACGAGGUGGAGGACCGGAGAGACAAAAAUGAUACCCCGCUUGAGAUUAAACAGGGAAAAGGGACGGCCUUCAAGGAUAUUCCUAACGUGGCUUACAAGAUAGGAAAGCGAAGCCGGACAGAUGAUCUCCUCCACAUGCUGCACGUUCUGUUAUUUAGGCGUCGUGCUAAGCAACAAACUGUUAAGCACAACGUCUUACAGUUCUCUGGUUUCGUAUGGGAAAAUGAGGAUAAAGACAAGAUGCCAGUCAAGGACAAGCUGGACAGAUAUACGAAAGAAGGACUAAAUCAGCUUCUUGAUCUGUUGGAUCUUCAGAAAGGCGGGAAAAAGGAGGAGCAGGUACAUCGCAUAAUGGAAUUUCUGGAGUCACCACAUAAAACAACAGACAGCAUUCUAGAAGAUAAAGACAAGAAGGGUAAGAAGCGCAAGUCGACAGGCUCGAAGGGAAGAACACCCAAGAGGGCCAAGAAAGAGGGAAAAGCAAAGACGAGUGGUAAAAGCAAGGAUGCACCUGCUGAUGGAGGAGAGGAGGAGGAGGAAGAGGACGACGACGACGAUGAUGCAGAAGACAAGUCAGGAUUGGAAGACGAAACAGAGGGAAAGAAGGCGAUCAAGUUGAAAGAGAAAUCGGAUGGCGAAUCGGAAGACGUAGAGAGUGACGAGGAGGACGGUGAUGAGGUAGACAAGGAUGGACCUGCAAGUGAUGAAGACGAGAAAGUGUCUGCCAAAGGAAGGAAGGAGGGAAAGAAGGGGAGUGCUAAGAAGGCGACCCCUGUGAAGGUGAAAAAGCAAACGCCAAAGAAACGGACACCCAAGAAGGACUCGGCAAAGAAAACGCCUUCCAAGAAGUCUACGCCGAAAGAAAAGAAAUCAGUGAAAUGGAAGGACGGUUCAAAUGAGGAGGCUGGCAAAAGCGGGGCAAAAGGCAAGGGAAAGGGGGGUGACUCAUCAGCCGAGAAAUCGAAAAGCUCGUCGCCGAGAGUGUCAAGUCCAGGUGACAAGGUCGUGAAGGGGCAACCUACUGAAGACGAGCUAAAGGAGAAAAUUACAGAGCUCCUGAAUGGAGCUGAUUUGAAAAAGGUUUCUCUGAAGAAUGUUAGGGAGCAGCUUGAGAAGCAUUUUAAGUGCGACUUGGACUCGAGAAAGAAAUCGAUAAAGGAGAUUGUCUAUGAGGUGAUUCCAGAGGACUCGGAUGAGUGAAGUGGCCGGGAGUCGGUUGAAUGGGUUGCAAGACGAGCGAGGUGAUGUUGAUUUUUGUUGGUGCCUCAAGUGAGAUGGUAGAGGGCUGAAGGUGGUGGCAGAAGGAUGCAUGGGGAUGUGUGAAGUAGUCAAAGUUAGUAGUGAGGAGAGUCCGGGUGUACUCUCCAUUCGGGUUACAGGGCGGUUUUUUCGGUGCAAGUCACUGUAAAAGCAGGCUGGGUGGUCCCUUGGGUUGGUGAUGGAUUUUGGGGGUGAGAGGUGGAGAGGAGGGCAGUAUGGGCACCCUUGUGUCAUCUAUAGAAUGCGAUAGGGUAUGGGGACACCCUUCUGUUUGCUUCCGGUCGAGGGAAGGAGGAGGCGGCGGUGCUUGUGAGAAUCCGGCGCAUUAGAGUGGUUUUAUUUUAUUCCAACACACCUCAGGCGAUGACGGCUGCUGCGGUUUCCGCCUGCUGAUUACCCAGUAUGGCUAGGUGCCUCUUGUAUGGUGUCGACGGUAGUGCUCCUGAUGUUACUCGCGUGAAGUUGUAUUCUUCAGUUUACAGGUUGGUGGGUAGAUGUGCGCUGCUCCCAAGGAACAUAGCAUUGGUGCUGUGCCAUAAAGGGCUCAAUUUAGUGUACAGUUGUAGGUUAAUAUGAACAGAUCAACAACAGGAGGGAGAGGGCGGUUCCAGGUGUUUCUGAGCAAGGAUACAUCCAAGAGAGUUGUUGGUGGGAGGAAGGAAGAGGAUGGGAGCACUGGCGUGAAGUGGUCAGCGGUUUUGUGGGACAGCGCCCUCAUUGCUUCGCAAAGGAAGGUAUAUAGAUACUGCGGUUCAAAAUGAAGGUGAGUUUUGGUUGGAUGCCUUUCCCUAUAUACAUGGCAGGGUAUGUGCUGCAUGUGAGCAUGCCUGGGCAGUGUAUGCUAGUAGCUGGCUAGGGUCACUGUUUGCUCGCCUGUUCACUUGUCUUGAGGCAUGAAUCUUUGCUGGGCAUGCUGGAUCACGACAAGUAACAAAAGGUGGGAGAGAGAGGGAGAAAGAGAGCAGGUCGAUGGGGGGGGCAAUCGGGAAGGGGCACAGACACAUACACAGACAGAGAGAGAGAGAGAGAGCAUAUGGUGGUGACAAGUGAGGAUCUGGCGCAAGCCUUCAGCGCUUCGAGACUGGUUCUUGAAGAAUGCUGCAGGUAUAAGCCUCUUGAAAACCUUUGUUGCCACAACAUAGUUUUUCCUUUCAAUCAUGAUCUGCCAAUGUCCCGCCACGGAAUUUUUUGUCUGCCUUUUGGCCCAACUGUUAUUGUUUUUUGCAGUUAAUUGCGGGGUACAUAAUCAGAGGAUUGGUCAUGCGUAGAUGUCCUCCUACAGGCCCCUCUCUGCGUGUCUGUCCUCUCUGCAGUUGACAGUGGAAAGAAAACCAGUUUUCGGGUCUCGUACUUGAGAGCAUGUGUGCUGUAUGUUGCAUGUAUAUAUAGGCCUCAUAUAUGUUGCCCCAGGAUCAGGCGCCCUGUGUUUUGGGGCACUGUUCAGGUGCGUUGAUGAUGGACUUUGUCACGAGAAACUGUGCGUCAAGCACCCGAGUGCUGUGGCUGCUGCCCUCUCCUCCGUCAUGUUGUUCGGUCUCCCUUUGCCCAUUGAUCCUUCCUUCCUUGUAAUUGAUGCUUUGUAUUUUGCCCAUUUCCUAGUGUUCUGUUCUAUUAUAUCAUCCAAUUGCGAUUCUCGACUUGGCAUUCAUUGUUAUUCUCAUGGUCAUGGCAUUCACGGUCCUUCUGUUAAUGUAUAUGUGAAAAAUGAGUGUCAUGAGCAAAAGUUUUUUUUUUCCCCUACCCAGUUUUCAUGCUCAAUCGCGGGAGUAAUUUCAAAUGCCACCUUGUCGAGUGUAGGGAUAGUGUGGUGGCGGAAGCCUGUGACAGGGGUAUGCUUUGCUCUCUCCCUCGUACGCCACCUUCUCGAGAGGAGCCUUGUCCCUGAGCCCGCCUUCGUAUAGGGUUACUUGUCGUUAACUUCUCUUAGUGAGAUCUUCUUACUCUUCUCUCAGUUCAGGUACGGGUCGUUUCUGAAGCUCAUGUCUUUCGUUGCGGGUUAUACACUGAGUCUGUCCGUUGGGUGCAGUGAAUCGCUUGCAUCGUGCGAACGGGGUUUCUUGCAGUACUGGGUCGCUCUAUUGAGUGCUCGUGAUAUCAUAAGGCAUUGGUAUUUUGCUGACGUUAUUUAUUUUGAGAUUCU
Messenger RNA from Chara braunii, 4987 nucleotides. NCBI's taxonomy places the organism in Eukaryota, Viridiplantae, Streptophyta, Charophyceae, Charales, Characeae. The record is from the annotation of a GenBank genome assembly.